Pyrenophora tritici-repentis Pt-1C-BFP is the source of this 1122-nucleotide messenger RNA. RefSeq names its product MetE, Methionine synthase II (cobalamin-independent). Gene Ontology annotation, molecular function: 5-methyltetrahydropteroyltriglutamate-homocysteine S-methyltransferase activity; zinc ion binding. NCBI's taxonomy places the organism in Eukaryota, Fungi, Ascomycota, Dothideomycetes, Pleosporales, Pleosporaceae. The record is from RefSeq and is a predicted model, not a curated record.
GGCCAAGUGGGAAACAUCAGGCACAAGGAUGGUUUCUCGCCGCCAACACUCAUCGUCAAGGGCAAGCUUGGUCAUCCCGAGGCUAUCCAGGUCAAGGACUUCCAGUUCCUUGAGCAAGCCAUCGCCGACAAUGGCGGAAAGGCAAGCACCAAAGUCUGCAUCCCUUCUCCAACAAUGGUGCACUUCCGCGGCGGACGCGCCUCCAUCGACGUGUCCGCAUACCCCGACCUAGACGUCUUCUUCGACGACCUCGCUCGCGUAUACCAGGAGGAGCUCGACUCGCUCUACAAGGCCGGCUGCCGCUUCGUCCAGCUCGAUGACACUAACCUGGCCUACCUCUGCGACCCCGACAUGCGCAAGGCGGCGGAACAAGAACGCAACGAAGACCUCAGCACUCUGCCGCGAAAGUACGCCGAGCUGAUCAACAAGGCCAUUGAGAAGAGGCCAGCCGACAUGAAGAUUGGUAUCCAUCUCUGCCGCGGCAACUACCGCUCCAAGUGGUUCGCCUCAGGCGGCUACGAGCCCGUCGCCGAGGUCCUGUUCAAGGAACUCAACGUUGAUGCUUACUUCCUCGAAUACGACGACGCUCGCUCCGGCGACUUUUCGCCUCUUCGUCAUCUCCCGGAGCACAAGGUCGUCGUGUUGGGUGUCAUGUCGAGCAAGAAGAACACGUUGGACGACAAGGAGGAGAUUAUUAAGCGUCUUCAUGAGGCGGCUAAGAUUACGCCCAAGGGUCUCGAUCAGCUGUGUGUGAGCCACCAGUGUGGUUUUAGCUCGACUGCUGAGGGCAAUGAAUUGACUGAGGAGGAGCAGUGGGCCAAGGUCAGGUUGAGCGUGGAAAUCGCAAAGCAAGUUUGGGGCGAGGACAUUAGCAAGUAAAGAGUGUAUCGUCUUUGUGUAUUUGGAGUCGGUGGGAUGGUGUAAAUACUAGUAUUUGAACGGCUAAUGCUGCCGAUUGCUCGACGUGGGCGGAUAUGAGAGUGGCAUGGGAUCGGGGCAUGAGAAAGGUGUUACGGAGAGAAAGAAGUUGACCAGGUCUCAACGACCGGUCCAUUUAUGUAUUAUGAAAUCACGGUUCAACCCCAAGAAUAGUAUAAGAAUAUAGUAACAUUCAAUUAGUCA